This is a messenger RNA of Chelonia mydas (Green sea turtle), 4200 nucleotides long. It is a transcript of the gene TMBIM1, whose product is annotated as transmembrane BAX inhibitor motif containing 1. The coding region runs from base 1120 to 2193 and encodes 357 amino acids. Gene Ontology annotation, biological process: negative regulation of apoptotic signaling pathway. The record is from RefSeq and is a predicted model, not a curated record. The transcript has 11 exons. Lineage: Eukaryota; Metazoa; Chordata; Testudines; Cheloniidae. Gene Ontology annotation, cellular component: membrane; Golgi apparatus; endoplasmic reticulum.
GGGGGAGGAGUUGCCUGCCAGGACCCUCCCUUCUCGGGUUGCACCCGGGGCCCAGAGCGGCUGAACGCCCAGGGAGGAGCCCAGCCGACAAACAAACUCGCUGCUGGGAAGGCGGCGGAGAGAGACCAGCCGGAGAGGCCCCGACCCCAGGUGCCUGAGCGCCAGGCUGAGCCUUUGGGAGUCCCCAUGUCGUACCCCAGUGCUCCCCCGCCCUACGAUGACAAGAAUCCCCUCUACCCCCCGCAGCCUGGGGGCCACCCGCAGCCCGGAGCCUAUCCCGGGGGCUACCCGCAACCUGCACCCUAUCCCGGGAGCUACCCGCAGCCCGGAGGGUAUCCUGGGGGCUACCCACAGCCAGGAGGAUAUCCCCACCCAGGUGUCCCGGUACCCCCCAUGUCAACACUCCCGAUGAACCAAGGUAAGCUGAGCAUUCACAAUAGGGGGCAUGAUGCAGAAACCCACUGAUGGCCCAUCUGGCCCCAUCCCCUUCUGAGAUGAGAGUAAACCCACUGGGCCAUCAACGUGCUGAAAGAGAGAAGGGUCCACCCCUGGUUCCAGUUGCUCUUGGUCCCGUUCUGCACAGAAGCAGGUCACCCCAGGGACCGGGGCAAAGAGAGUAACAGCGGGCUGGAUUCUGCUCUCAGGGGACGGGGCCAGACAUGCCAUCAGGGUGGCAGUGCCUAUGUGGGACCAGAGGAGUGAGGAGUGCAAGGCAGAGGAGAUGGUGGGGUGAGGGGAAGGGGUCUCUGGAAGGGCAGGGUAAUGGAUACGGUGACUCGGGCUCUGCAAGACCUGAUAUGAGCGGGGGGUGGGGGGUUCCUCGAACCCUUGGGAUGGAUCGGCUCCGAUCUGUCGCUCACCCAGACCUGACAGAGAGGAGACGUCCCGGUAAGAGGCAAAAUAUUCCAGUCCCCAGUCCCAUCAGGUCAAAGCUGGGCUGAGCUUGGCUGGUCUGUUCUGUCCCCGGCACCCGAGAGUCGGUCCCAUCGGGCAGUGCCCUGUUGUGACGGGGCAGCCUGGCCUGGUGGUCCCACCCAGAAGGAGGUGGGGUCUGAUGGGGGUGGGGAGGACACCCUGAAACACUUGACCAACGGGCCGAGCCUGGGGCGGGGGGAGGAGAUGGCGCCGCUAGAGAGGGGGGACGGUUACUUCCCUGCGCCUCGUGCCAGAUGCACCCCCGGCCUCACCCUGCCGGGUACCAGGCCGGCGUCUCCUGUCUGGGCCCGGCCCUCUCGGCCAUGCUGCCAGCGAUACCCCAGCUGGUGCCGACGGGCCGUUGGGCUGGGACAUCCCGCGGGGCAGCCCCCUCCGAGCUCGUGGGGAGAGGCAGCCAGGAAGGGAUCUGACACUCGGGCAGGGCAGACCCCGGACACGUGCCAGGUCAGCAGGGCACGUGGAGAGCUGAUGCCCCCCAAGCCGUGCCAGCGUUCGGGCGCUGACUCUCCCCCCGUUGUCGUCCCCCCCGCAGGAGACAGCUAUGGCACUGGUGGCUCGGGGGAGGAGGACGGGCUGAGAGCAGGCACCAUGGAUGACAAGACAGUGCGACACGCUUUCAUCCGCAAGGUCUACACCAUCAUCUCAGUCCAGCUGCUGGUGACCGUGGGCAUCAUCGCCGUGUUCACCUUCGUCUCCCCCGUCCGCACCUUUGUGCAGAGGAACAUGGCUGUGUACUACGCCUCUUACGCUGUGUUCCUGGUCAGCUACCUGGUGCUGGCCUGCUGCCCGGGCCCCAGGAGACGCUUCCCCUGUAACCUCAUCCUGCUCGCCAUCUUUACGCUGGCCAUGGCCUUCAUGACGGGAACCAUCGCCAGCGUGUAUAGCACCCGGGCUGUCCUGAUCACCAUGGUAAUCACUGCUAUAGUGGCCAUAAUUGUCACCGUCUUCUGCUUCCAGACCAAGGUGGAUUUCACCUCGUGCACGGGGCUGUUCUGUGUGCUGGGGAUUGUUGUCAUGGUGACGGGAAUAAUCACCGCCAUCGUCCUCUCCUUCAAAUAUAUUGCCUGGCUCCACAUGCUGUAUGCGGCCAUCGGCGCCAUCGUCUUUACUCUGUUCCUAGCUUACAACACCCAGCUGGUGCUGGGGAACAGGAAGAACUCGAUCAGCCCCGAGGAGUACGUCUACGGAGCCCUGGAGAUCUACAUGAACAUCGUCCAGAUCUUCAUCUUCCUCCUGCAGAUCGUGGGCCGGAGCUAGAGCCUCCACGGAGCUCCCGGCGGGAAUUGCCCCGGGCCCAGGAGUGCUCCGGGAACACCUUGCCGCCUUCCUUUCCCGCGUCCUUUCCCGCUCCCCGCCCCGGCGUGUCUCUCCCAGGCCAUUGGCCUCUGGUUUCCCUUCUCACCUGGGGAGCCCAGCGUGGCUGCUCAUAGAGGGGUAGCAGGCGAGACUGGCCCGUCUGCCCUGCAGAAUAACAAGGCUUUGCCCAGAAAGGAAGCCAGUGUCAGCCGAUUUCUGCCUGCCCUGUUAAUUGUUCUGCUGCUCUCUGUGCUCCCCCGUGACCUCCUGUCUUUCUUCUCUCCCCACGCUGCCCCCAGGGAUGUGUCAAUGCACCCAGUUCAUCCCCGUAGUAUCCUCUCCUGCAGAGGUGUGUUCCGAUCCCAGAUCCUCUAGCCAUAGCUCCCUGGGAAGUGAGAAAUCCAAGGGCAGCCCCUGCCUGGCUGCGCGGAUCCCCGGGCCCAUGACCGCGUUCUUUGCCAAUGGGCUCCCUCCCCUUCUCUUGCCGCGUGCCUACGGGAGGAGCAUUCCUUCACGUCAUCAAAUCCGAAUCCACUCAAAGGAGAGCAGAAAGACAGGGGCUUAGUCCUCGCUCCGCUCUGAACCAAGGUGUGUACGUUCCCGCCGCCCUGCAGAGCGCCCUUCGGUGGGGAGGAGCAGCGGGGGAUGCAAUCAAUGCACUGAGAUGAUUUUAAAGGGGAAGGGGGACUUGUCGUCUAUAAAUCAGUGCUUUUCAAUUCCAGCAGGGUUUUCACCCUCCCUGUCUGUUUCACAGAAUACAGAUCAGCCCAGACUUCAGGGCUAACACUAGUGCUUUGGGGGCAGUUACAUGUCUUAGGAUAGCCUUAUGUUAAGUAAAAAAAAAAAAAUCUACUUAGCCCCAGGCUGGGGAGGAGAAACGUACAGAGGCAUGACCCAUGCUAGCCCCCAGAUUUUUGUUGUUUCUAAUUCAAUGUAUUUUAUCCUUGGUACGCAAAGGUUUUUGUAUCAAGCUGCCAUAUUGUAUAUUCGACUAGGCCGGAAAGCCAAAGGGCCUUGAAAUAACACCGUUUGACGGGGGGAGGCGAAUGGCACAAGGGGAAUUGCAAAGAACCGUGCUGUGUAUGUUGCUCAUGCUCUCUAGUAAGAGAGUCGCUUAUUGCAGGAGGAAACAGAACUGGGGCUGCAGGAAGGGGCCGCAGGCAGCAUUAUAAGUCACCACCCCUAAUUCUAGAGGCUGGAACAGGUGCUGUAAGGGGGGGCGGGAUGGGGCAGAACGCUGCGUUGGAGCACUCUGGCUCCCCCAGGGCAGUGCUGGUGAAGGGGGGGGCAGUAGCUGAACCCAGAGCCGGCUCCCAGCGCCUCCUGGGAAGAGCAGGCUCAGAGCAGGGCGGCUGGAUCAGAAUCCCCAGGCGAACGGCCCAAAGGGCAGGGUGUGGGCAGGGGAAGCGAGGGUGCAGCCAGCGUCAACCCUUUGUGCUCCUCCCACGACGCUAGCGGCUUGGGCCAGCCUUGUUCACUCAGUGCCUUAAAUCCCGAUGUCCCUGGCAGAUGAAUUGAGGUCAGCACAGCGCAUGGCCGGGAGUCGCCCCUUUCACGGGCAGCCCGUCUAGGAAGGGAGACCCGCCCGUUCUGGGUGCCGGCCUGGAGGCAGAGCUGCUGGUGAGCAGAGCCCGGCUCUGUCCUGGCUGAGGGCGGGGGCGUUGGCCAGCUGGGGUUAGCUUUGCUAUGCAAAGGGCUGCCGGGUGCGCUGCAGAGGUUAAUGGAUUGGCUCAACGGCCCCCCGUGCAGGACAGACCAAGAGACCCCUUCCCUGGGAGUGCUCCGCUAGCCAGGUUCGGAGUGGUCCCCAGUCCAUGCAGCAGGGGCCGUGAGGGGAUGGCCGUAUAGCAUAAGCUGUAUUGUAUUCUAACGCUGCAGCCAGCGGGAGCAGCGCGGUCGGCUCCCGGCACCAAAGCACACAGACAAGUUGCACUCAAUAAAGCGAAACACUGUGUACUUUUUCAAGCA